UCCAUUUUGACUCCGACACAGAGCAUUACCUCACGUGUCCUGGGCUGUCUCUCUCUCUCUCCCUCUCUCUCUCUCUCUCUCACAUGACCAGAGUGUUUGUUCCCGUGAUCAGCACUUCCAUCUCCCGUCCGUGACACCGAAUAUCACUGUGUACUAUAACCCUGAUGGAUAUGCUCGAACAGAGUCUGGACAGCGCAAGCCAAGAAAAGCAAGAAGAAGAGGUUGUCCACACAUCUGAAGACGGACCAGGAGAAGAGCAGACAGCUGUUACAAUAGCCAGUGUUCAGCAGGCUGCAGCAUUUGGUGACCACAACAUUCAAUAUCAGUUCCGAACUGAGGGUGGUCAGGUGACGUACCGUGUUGUUCAGGUGACCGACCAGCAGCUUGAAGGGCGAGAUGAUGGGGGUGGAGCAGUGAGUGUCGUCUCUGCAGCCGCCUUCGCUGGGGCUCCUCAGGCUGUGGCUCAGGCUGUGAUCCAAAACCCUUUCAGUAAUGGAGGAAGCCCAGCAGGAGAGGCGGUGGGUGGGGAGACGCGCUUCGCCUACUUCCCAGCAACUGCGGUGAGCGACGGGACCUUGUCUGUGCAGGCCGCCGCGGACCCCACACUCACACAGGCAGGGGGUCAGUUUUAUGUGAUGAUGACCCCCCCUGAUGUCAUUCAGACAGGCACACAACGAAGCAUCGCCCCUCGCACACAGCCCUACCCCGCAGAUGAAAACGAGCUGCUGCAGCAUGAAGGUUUAGACUGGAAAAUGGAUGGACCGCGAACACCGAGAGAUGAAAGGAGAAGAGCGCAACACAAUGAAGUUGAAAGGCGGAGAAGAGACAAGAUCAACAACUGGAUUGUCACGCUUUCCAAGAUCAUCCCAGACUGCAAUAUGGACAGCACCAAGACUGGAGCAAGCAAAGGGGGCAUCCUGUCCAAAGCUUGUGACUACAUCCACGACUUGAGGCAAAGCAACCAGCGGCUGCAGGAGAGUCUGAAGGAAGUGGAGAGGAUACAAGUGGACAACGAGCUGUGCAGGCAGCAGAUUGAAGAGCUGAAGAAUGAGAACGCUUUGCUUCGAGCGCAACUCCAGCAGCACGGCAUCGAGAUGGUCGGAGAGACGCCGCCGCAGUGAAGCAGAGAAAACAACAAAAAAAAACAACAACAACAGGGAGGGGGCACCACCACUCAGAUAUACAACCGACAUGCUGGAAAAGAAGGAGAGAUGAUGGGGGACAACAAAAAAAAAAAAGGACUUUGUGAAGAAUCACUUUCUUUUUAGUGAAUGCAUCCUUCCCUGGGCUCCCAGGUCGAGAAAAACCCUUCUCGGGCCAAUUGUGGCUGUACAUGACUGUUCCAAUUCUAUUGAGAUAACCACCUGUUACGACUCAGUAGAAAUGUGCUCCAAGAAAGUGAUGCCCACUCACCUCCAUCAGUGCUUCACCAGCACGAACUACAAAAGAAAAAACCUCUGCUGAACUCCUCCCUCGUUUUGUAUUUAUGUAGCCUCACUCACGGACUAUGAUGUUUGUUGUUUCAUUUUUUUUUUUCAGUGUAUUUUCUCCCUAAUUACUGAUUUUGACUUAGUUCAUGCUUUUAUUCUGUUUUGUGUUUUUGAGUUCUGUAUGAAUGUUUGUUUUUUUUUUUAGCUGCUUUAAUUUAUUAGUCCGCUUGCUGGCUGAAGCCUUGAUGGAGACCAGUUACAUAGAAGCUCACGCACCCCCAGAGAAGCAGAUUUUUUUUUUUUUUUUUAAGUGAGAAAAACAUCAAAGUAUGCAAAAACAUUGUGAUACUACAGACAGAAAAUAAAAAAAAAACGAAGCUUACCUAGACCCAAAGACAAACGAGGAGCUGUGCUGGCCCCGUGCUUCUGGACUGAUUUAUGUAAAUAAGACUUGUCGUGUUUUAAUACAGAUCUUACACAAUGUUAGAGCAGAUUAUCUCUGGGAGUAAACAAUCAAUAACUCAUUAAGUUCAUGUUGGCCCUUUAGUCAUCGUAAUUACCAUGAAGUGUGUGUGUGUGCAAUCUUGGAGCUUGAUUUGAAGGGGAAAAAAAGAAGUGGUAGACUUGAAUUGGCGGGCAUUUGCUUAACCAGAGAAAAAAAAAUCACUUUUUAAAAAGAUCCAACUGUUCAAAUGCUAUUUAAUUACAAAUUGAAAUGUAACAAGUUUGGAUCAUGUAGAGGAUUAACAAACCCAAAGUGCUGGAUUGUGGACUGGAGAGGGGGGUGCGGUGCGGUGCAAAUUUUCCAACUUUUGCCAAACUAUCUAUAGAUAUUGUGUGUGUUCUUUUUUAUUUUAUUUUUUUCCUUUUUCAUCUUUUGUUCGUGUGUGAUUUCACCGCUGUCUCAAUACGCGUAACAAUAAUCCCCACAUGUUUCAUUUCAAGCUGUUUGCUCUAUUUUGGUAUUGCAACACUUCAAAUGCAGCUCAACGCACGAGGGGAGGGAGGGGAGGUGGGGGAGAGAGGAGAGGAGAGGCACCCUGGAGAGCGGCACUCAAAGACUCACUAUGGAAAAAGGAGUACACGGAAAAAGUACUGUGUUGCACUUCUUAGUCGAGCACAACUCGGUCUCCGUGAAAUGAAGGAAAUACUUUGAAAGUGGGGAAACUUGGAAAUGAGCUCACAUAUUUCUCCACCCACUCAGGCGAACAAUAAGUAAACUGUAACUGGUUGUACAAACGGCAAAACCAAUAUUAACAUUGUUGAUGAUUUUCUUUUCUUUUUUUUUUUUUUUUUUGGUGAAUGAAUAUACAUGAUGUGUUUUUGUUCCGCUUUGGGCGAUGUGAGCGGAAGCAGAAGAGAGCGAGAGAGAGAGAGAGAGAGAGAGAGAGAUCAAGCUUCAGAUCCACUUAUUAGAGCACGAUUGCUUCUCUCUGUGUCAACAGCUGAGGAUCCAGCAGAGCAAAACCAACACUGGCAAAAAUCAGGCAGACUAUCAUAUUUGGAUAUCUCAGACUCUGCAAGUUAACAGCUUCGUGCUUUUGGAAGUGCUGUUCUGCUGCUACUGCUAGAUUCAAACCUGAUGUGGUUGGUGCAAGUGUCUGAUCUAUCAAACGAGGCUCCGAGCCAAAGUUGAAUGAUAGAUGUAUUUUUGCGGUAGUUAGUUUUUUUUAGUUUUUUUUUUUAAACACCUCAGUGAGAGAGCAGUGCAGAGAAUGUUAAUGUUAAGACAUGAAUAAUGGUUUGGAAGAUGGAUGUUCACAAAUGAAAAGGUCACUUUUUUUUGUUUUUUCUCCCGUUUCUUUUUGAGAAAUGGCAAAAGAAUGAAGAAAAAAAAAAAAACCCUCCUUUCUGUAGCAGCCUCACUUUAUUCUCAGGUUAGAUUUUAAGACAUCUUUUCUAAGUAAAAUGGUGAAGAAUAAAACUUUCACUAGCUAAUAACCUUCAUGGACUUUGGUUGUGGCUUAUUGUCCUCCUGCAGGUCUUGGACAUAUAAAAAGAUUUAUACUUUAUUACUUGUGUGUCAAGCUGGUUUUCAGUUCCUCAUGUGUUUGUUCAUCUGUUAGUUGACAGGAUGGAAGAUAGAUUAUAAUUAUAAUAGAUUUGACUGAAAUGAGACAUGGGCUUUACUUAACAUUUUGGAUCACAACUCGAACUGUAGCUCGUAAAGUAAAGGUAAUAUUUUGCUUGCUCUAUCGGCUUUUAGAUGAAUUCUUGAGUAGUUCUCACCUGUUUCCAUCUCCAAAAAUAUGACAUCUGGAAUUCUUUUCAACUCUACCACACUUUCUAUUUCAUGUUUACAAAAUGUAGUACAUAAAAUAUUAA
Anoplopoma fimbria (sablefish) is the source of this 3755-nucleotide messenger RNA. RefSeq names its product upstream stimulatory factor 2. Lineage: Eukaryota; Metazoa; Chordata; Actinopteri; Perciformes; Anoplopomatidae. Bases 165 to 1121 code for a protein of 318 amino acids. Gene Ontology annotation, molecular function: protein dimerization activity; RNA polymerase II cis-regulatory region sequence-specific DNA binding; DNA-binding transcription factor activity, RNA polymerase II-specific. The record is from RefSeq and is a predicted model, not a curated record. Gene Ontology annotation, biological process: regulation of transcription by RNA polymerase II. The transcript has 11 exons.